Molecule: messenger RNA, 914 nt
Organism: Aricia agestis (brown argus)
Lineage: Eukaryota; Metazoa; Arthropoda; Insecta; Lepidoptera; Lycaenidae
Exons: 6
Coding region: 231-914 (227 amino acids)
Source: RefSeq, a predicted model, not a curated record
UUUUCAGCAAAGAGAAUAAUAUAAUAUACUACGUAACAGUUUUCAGCACAAGCACAGUACUUGAAGCUCGGAGGGUAAUUUGUAUUCUGUGACUUGAAGUGUGUUUAUAAAUUUUAAGGUUCACAUCAUAGCUCACAUUUCAUAACGACUUUCAAAAAGGAGAAGGGUACCUACACUCACCUAUUGUUCGUCUGUUUAUUACAAGUAAUACAUAUCUUGAUUCUUGGAAAAUGAUAAAACACAAUAAUCGUUGCACUCUAUGUUUAUCAUUAAAUAAAAGAACUUUAAACAUAUUUAGAACUAAUCUGCAAUAUGUUUACGAAAACCUCGCGAACUUGAAGGUGGGAUCUGAGACGUGGAUGUGUUUCAUUUGCCAUGAGAGACUACGUCAGUGUCACCUUUUGCAGCAGUUGGCAAUAAAUACGCGAGGACUUAUUGCUGAUGUUUGUGAGGUUGACACAAAAUUUGAAUCAUUGUUGGAGUUAUCAACUUCCGACACGAGAAUCAUUUGCUUACCAUCACCAUGCGAGACACAAUAUGCUGCUGCAAUCAAAACAGAGCCAGAUGAAACUUUAGAAGUUCAUUUAAAUGACACUGAAAUGGAAGAAGUCGAAGAUGUAGAGACCACAAAUGACUAUAAUGAAGAUGGUGAACAGAAUCCUGGCUCCUCAUGUGCUGAUUCAGAGAAAAAUAAUUUGAUUUGCGAUGAUGAUACUUCGAAAGUGGACAGAAAUAAUAGUCGGCAAACGAAAAAGGAGCAUUUUGAGGAAGGAGAAUUCACCUCAACUUCAACUAAAAAAAAUAAACAAGAAAUAGAAGAAGUGUUAGGAGAUACAGAGAGAAGGAAAGAAAAAGAAAACGAACCAGAAUAUAUAAAUCAACUAGAAAAAUUAAAUGAGGUAAGCAUGUUCUAA